AUGGUCUUCACACUUGCAAUUCCCUCUGCCUUUGGCUACGUUUUGGCCGUCGCUCUUGCUUACACUCUCGAAUUAUUUGUCUUUGGUAGCAUUGUGGGACAUAUGAGAAAGAAACACAAAGUUCCUUAUCCCGAUGUCACUGGUGCUCCCGAAUUCAAUCGAGCCAUGAGAGUGCAUUACAAUGCCUUGGAAGGAUCUCCAUUCUUUUUUGUCGGAUUGAUUUUGAGUGGAUUGUAUUGGCCAGAAGUGAGUGCAUUGGCUGGAGUGGUUUACAUCAUUGGAAGAGCUGUGUAUUGUGUUGGCUAUUUGCAAGCUCCAGAAAAGAGAUCAGCAGGUGCUAUUAUUUUCCAUUUGGCUGAAUUGGUGUUUUUGGUAUUGAGUGUCAUCUUCAUUGGAAAGGUCAUUUUCCAAUAA
Molecule: messenger RNA, 414 nt
Organism: Naegleria fowleri
Lineage: Eukaryota; Heterolobosea; Eutetramitea; Acrasida; Naegleriidae
Exons: 1
Coding region: 1-414 (137 amino acids)
Cellular component (GO): endoplasmic reticulum; membrane; nuclear envelope
Molecular function (GO): glutathione peroxidase activity; glutathione transferase activity
Source: RefSeq, a predicted model, not a curated record